This is a messenger RNA of Aphis gossypii (cotton aphid), 1714 nucleotides long. RefSeq lists its product as uncharacterized. Gene Ontology annotation, cellular component: membrane. The record is from RefSeq and is a predicted model, not a curated record. The transcript has 7 exons. Gene Ontology annotation, molecular function: transmembrane transporter activity. Lineage: Eukaryota; Metazoa; Arthropoda; Insecta; Hemiptera; Aphididae. The coding region runs from base 214 to 1593 and encodes 459 amino acids. Gene Ontology annotation, biological process: transmembrane transport.
UGUGUCACGGGCAGUGAAAAGGUUAAGCCACAUAAGCAUGCACGCCAUGCCUACUAAAUUAUACUAUAGAUCUACAUAGUCGACUAUAAUAUGCACUUCAGAAGGUUGAUAAGGUCUCAAGCAGUGUUUUAGCCUUAAGGUAUUCACUAUCGUAUAUUUUAUACUUUUUUAGUGCUUUCAAGUUUCAAACACACAUGCAGUCGUUAAUUUAUAAUGGACCUUAUACGAUACGACUGCGCUCCAGAGCGUUCCCUUAUAAUAGUGACGAUACUUUAUACUGCAGCACUAACAGUGUCUACUUCCAAUCAAAAUACAUUAGUGCAGAAAUCUACGUGCGAUCCAUUGGUUCCAUUUGGAGAAUGCCUAUUAGGCGAAUAUGAAGGUCAACGUCAAGUAGCUUCAAACAUCACGUAUUUACAGUAUUCGAUUUCUUUUGUUGUUGCAUUACUAGCAGGGGCAUGGAGCGACAGUCAUGGCAGAAGACGUAAACCUUUGAUUUUCUUACCAAUCAUUGGACAAAUUUUAACAGAUGGAUUAUACUUUGUGAAUAACUUUUGGUAUUGGACUUCAACAUUUAAUAUCAUCUUUACAGCAGUUAUUCCUGGAUUAUACGUUGGUCGAAAUAUGUUUUGGAUUGGUGUGAUGUCGUAUGUAUCGGAAAAUUCAAAAUUUGAAGGUAGAACUCUGAAACAUGGGAUAAUCAUUGCAACAUAUACCUUUAGUUUGUUGAUAGGGUGGGGUUUAAUAAUAAUUUUAAAAAAAAGUACAGACCGUUUACAUCGAUAUUUAUUAUUCGUGGUACCGAUAUUGUUUAAUUUAUUCGCCAUAUUGAUUGGCCAGUUGUAUAUUGAGGAUAAUUCUGAUACUUAUGACAGAGAUAUUAUAUGGUUUAGACCAAACUCUGUAUUCAAAGGUUUCAUUGAUUUAUUUAAAAACAAAUUUAAAGGAUUUUCUAUUGUACUAGCAACAUUAAUAAUUUGCCAAUCAGUCAUUGUAGCAAGAAUAGGAAGUGAAUAUGAAAUUAUAAUGCAGUAUAUAAGUAAAUCGUUUAUGUGGUACCAUGAUGACCAUAUUUAUUUUAGUGUUAUCAAAAUGUUGGCCAUCAUUUUUGGUACUAUGUUUUCAGUAUUUGUUCUGAGUUACAAUAUGAAAAUACAUGACCUAGCAAUUGGAAUUUCAGCUUGCAUUAUUUAUAUAAUUGCAGCUAUUUUAUAUAUUGUUUCGAAUCAAUUUUGGCAAAUUUUUAUUAUUUCAAUGAUAUAUUUAUGUCACGGUAGUGCCGUGACUAUUACAAUUUCAUUAACAUCUAAAAUUAUGGAUAACGAUCAACUUGGAAGAUUUUAUUCCAUUCAAACCUGUAUGAACACUGCAUUGACAUUUGGUUUAGUUAAGGCAUACGAGACAGCAACUGAUAACAGGUUUUAUAGUAAAUUCGGUCAUUUUUGUUUAAUGAUUUUGAUGUAUGUCAUUCUGACUAUACCUAUUUUAUUUGUGUUUAUAAUUCUAUAUUCCAAGUACAAAAACUUCUGGAUAAGGGAUACUGCAAGAACAUCAAGAACAAGACAACAAACUGUAUACGUUAUAAGUACCUAAUUUAUUUAUUAAAUAAUUUUAAAUAAUGUAAUAUAAGUAAUUAUGAAUAAGUUUUUUAUAAUAUAAUAUUUUAUUUUAUUAUAUUUAUUAGUUUGCUUAUCAAUAAGCAAUUACUAUUUUA